This is a messenger RNA of Aspergillus novofumigatus IBT 16806, 1026 nucleotides long. RefSeq names its product D-alanine--D-alanine ligase family protein. Gene Ontology annotation, biological process: peptidoglycan biosynthetic process. The transcript has 5 exons. The record is from RefSeq and is a predicted model, not a curated record. Gene Ontology annotation, molecular function: ATP binding; D-alanine-D-alanine ligase activity; metal ion binding. The coding region runs from base 1 to 1026 and encodes 341 amino acids. Lineage: Eukaryota; Fungi; Ascomycota; Eurotiomycetes; Eurotiales; Aspergillaceae.
AUGACAGCAGGAAAUCUCAGAAUUGCCUUUGUACAUCUUGAACUGUUUGGUCCUGAAGAUGGAAUUAUUAGGAUGGCACAUGAGAAUGAGGCCGUGGCCAUCACAUCGACUCUUGAAAGCCUCGGACACGAAGAAAUUCAAGUCCCCGGCAUGGAAUCUCUCCUUAAGAGCAUUGUAACGGGAAAAUACAGAGAGUGGGAUUUAGCUUUCAACAUAUCACAUGGGUUGCAUGGAAAAGCUAAUGAUGCGCAAGUACCAGGGAUAUUGGAAGCAUACCAGAUUACAUCCACCUUUUCCGAUGCCGGAACAUUGGCGUUAUGUCAGGAUAAAUCAAAGGCUAACUUAUUUUGGUUUAAGAUCAUGCUUGAACACUACGAAAUUUCCACUGCACCAUUUGCCGUUGACAAGAGGCAAUUGAAAAAUUCACACCAUGCUAAAUCCUUGUCGUCAUAUCCAUGGUUUGUCAAGCCCAAUAUCGAAGCUUUCUCGAAAGGUGUCGUCCCUUCUAAUAGAGACCAAACCCCGGAGGAGCUGGAGAGUGCAAUCAAGGUCUUACGACAGAAGUUUCCUCAACGAGAUAUCCUUGUUGAGACCUUUUUGCCGGGGCAGGAGUUCACCGUCGGAAUACUAGGGACUGGAUGCCAGGCAAGGGUGAUUGGGAUGGCAACCUUUACCUGGAAGCAAGCCAACACCCAAAGUUCUCACCAAUUAAUUGAUUUUCACCUACACGGAAGAAGCAAUGUUAUAGAUGGACUUGCAGAAAAAGUCAUAGUGGAUAUUAACCAUCCAGGAGUCAAGAAGGUCUGCGAGAUUAGCCUACGAGCCUGGAAUGCCUUGGGCUGUCGAGACGGUGGCAGAGUAGACAUCCGGUUAGAUGGAGAAUCCAAACCUCAUGUACUGGAGAUCAAUCCAAUCCCUGGCCUUUGGAAUGGGAUCUCAUUCUCAAAGCUCCUGGAAAGCAUUGUGGACAAUGCCUUAGAUCGAAAGGAGAUCACUUGUUGUACACAUAUCAUAGCCACUAGUUAG